Phyllotreta striolata is the source of this 2299-nucleotide messenger RNA. NCBI's taxonomy places the organism in Eukaryota, Metazoa, Arthropoda, Insecta, Coleoptera, Chrysomelidae. The record is from the annotation of a GenBank genome assembly.
AUUUUAAAUGUUAGUGGAAUUGGUGUUUUUAUUUCGCCUCCAUAAAUAGCUUAUAAAUCGUCAAAAAAAGUUGAUUUUAUGUACAAAAUUUUUAUUUCGAAAAUCGAUUAAUGAUAAAUAAUCGCGUUGCAGUUACACAAACUUUCGCGAGGCUACAUAAUUUUUUCUCCGCAAUCCUCCAUCCAUUACGUUUAAUCACCUCGAGAAUCAUCGUAAAUUACGUUGCCCAUUCCUCUUCGGCGAAUGUACAUUUCGAGCAAUUUAUAUACCAAUUUUUUUCACACCUUCAUCAAAAGUGACAUCCCUCUGGACCGAAGGGCCGCGCUCGCAGAUGCCUCGUCGAGACGCCCAGCGACGCCCGCGACGCUUGCGUCAGUUUAUCACGGCUUUGCGAGAGUGUGCUGAGCGUCGACUUGUAGAUAUUCCACAAAUUCUACAUGCACGUCGGACGUCCGUUAAGCCGGUGAAGCGAAUUCCGAUAGCGGAAAAGCGCGUUGAACAUUUUGCAGAGUUUCAAAAUAAUAUAUCUACUAUUUUCGCAUUGGUUUUAUUUUAAUGACUGGGAGUACUAGUUAGUGUUUUUUUUUAUUUUAAUGGGUGUCAAAUGGUGCCGAAAUAAAUCCAUUCGAAGCCGAGCAAAUGCCGACGACUCGCAAAGGCAUCAGAAACCUUCCGAAUAUUAAACCAAAUCGUCAAAACCGAAAUCAACCCUAAUGUGAUUGAAUAAGAAAUCUUCUAAUCUCGCAAAACAUAAUGUCUAUAAAAGACGCACCGAUCCCUUUCAGGGCCGCUCCAUCAGUUCCUAUAGACCUCAAUGGGAGUUCAUUCGCUAAUGCGUCUAUUUCCGCUCCGCUAGAAUUAGCUCUAACCAUUUUAAAACCCAUAACGACCAUCGAAUCCGACGAUUUGUGGCAUCCCAUAGUGUUUGACGAAAAUUCCAGCCGAUACUUUGAAAAUUUGGAAAACGUUCUGGCUUACGGGAUAGCCAACGUUAGUGAUAAUGCGUCCAUCAAAAGCAACGGGACAAUAGAAGCCACCAAUGACACUAUGAAGUUGGUAUCCAUGAUAGCGACGGCGAUUUUACUGGGAUUCAUUAUCUUAGCGACUAUUAUAGGUAACGUGUUCGUGAUAGCGGCGAUACUUCUAGAAAGGAAUCUCCAGAACGUCGCAAACUAUUUGAUCCUUUCUCUGGCCGUUGCGGACCUCCUGGUCGCCUGUCUGGUGAUGCCUCUGGGGGCGGUUUACGAAGUGAGCCAGGAAUGGAGAUUGGGGCCGGAAUUGUGCGAUAUGUGGACGUCCAGCGACGUCCUGUGUUGUACGGCGUCGAUCUUACACCUGGUCGCCAUCGCUCUGGACAGGUACUGGGCUGUAACUAACAUCGACUACAUACACCAAAGGACCUCGAAACGCAUCGGCAUCAUGAUCUUCAUCAUCUGGUUGGUGUCGUUUUUCGUCUGCAUCGCUCCCCUUUUGGGCUGGAAGGACCCGAAUUGGGAGGUGAGGGUCAAGGAUAAGAAAUGCCUUGUGAGUCAAGAUAUUUAUUACCAAAUAUUCGCGACGGCUUCGUCGUUCUAUUUGCCAUUGCUGGUCAUUCUCGUCUUGUAUUGGAGGAUAUUCCAAACGGCUAGGAAGCGAAUAAGGCGGCGGCAGGUGCUGAGCAAAGUCAGCGAGGAAGGCGGGAAAAAUCCAGCUGCAGGAGGAAUUGCUGGUGGACUGGCUGCUGCAAGUGGCACAGGCGGUAUAGCAGCAGCCGUAGUGACUGUAAUAGGUCGACCAUUGCCGACGAUAUCGGAGACAACAACGGCUUUCACCAACAUAUCCUCGAACAACAGCAGCCCGGAGAAGACCUCGUUCGCGAACGGCCUGGAGGCCGAUCUGCCCACCACGACCGAAUGCAGCGUCAGCUACCAACCGCACCACUACCCCAUCAAGAGGAAAACCAAGGACGGCAUGGACUCCAAGCGGGAGAGGAAGGCGGCCAAAACGUUGGCCAUCAUCACGGGCGCGUUCGUCCUCUGCUGGUUACCCUUCUUCAUCAUGGCGGUGCUGCUGCCGAUCAAUCCCAAUCUCUUCGAUAAAUACUUGGUGUCCAUUUGCCUGUGGCUGGGCUACUUCAACUCCACGCUCAACCCCAUCAUCUACACCAUAUUCAGUCCGGAAUUCAGGCACGCCUUCAAGAAGAUCCUCUGCGGCCGGAACUACGCCAGAAGGAACCGCCAUUUCGGCGCCAGGAACUUUCAAUGAUGGAGGCAAAGUGGUCGCCUGCCUUCGGAUACCGACCCACCUGUAGCUGCGCGGU